CCCCGCCCGCCGUCACGCAGCCGCCGCCGCCGCCGCAGAGCCCGGGGAGGCAGCGGGCAGGGGCAGCGGGCAGGGGCAGCCGCCGCCGGAGGAGGCCGAGGCGGAGCGGAGCGCGCAGCUGCCGCGGCGGGGGCAGAAAAUGACUGUUCCACCUGCUUAUGCUGACCUGGGCAAAUCUGCCAGAGACAUUUUCACCAAGGGAUAUGGUUUUGGGUUAAUAAAGCUUGAUUUGAAAACAAGAUCUGAAAACGGACUGGAAUUUACCAGCUCAGGUUCAGCAAACUCAGAAACAAGCAAAGUCAGUGGUAGUUUGGAAACAAAAUACAAAUGGGUGGAAUAUGGAUUGAUGUUCACAGAAAAGUGGAACACCGACAACACGCUAGGCACUGAGAUUACUCUUGAAGAUCAGCUUGCACGGGGCCUGAAGCUGACCUUUGACUCCAGCUUCUCUCCUAACACUGGGAAAAAGAGUGCUAAAAUUAAGUCUGGGUACAAAAGGGAACAUAUCAACGUUGGCUGUGACAUGGAUUUUGAUAUUGCGGGUCCUUCAAUACGUGGAGCUCUCGUGCUUGGCUACGAGGGAUGGCUGGCGGGCUACCAAAUGACUUUUGAGACAGCAAAGUCUAGAGUAACCCAGAGCAACUUCGCUGUUGGCUAUAAGACUGAUGAAUUCCAGCUUCAUACUAAUGUGAAUGAUGGAACGGAAUUUGGCGGCUCCAUUUACCAGAAGGUGAAUGAUAAACUGGAAACUGCUGUGAAUCUUGCUUGGACAGCUGGAAAUAGCAACACUCGCUUUGGAAUAGCAGCCAAGUAUCAGAUUGACCCAGAUGCCUCUUUUUCUGCUAAAGUGAACAACUCCAGUCUGAUUGGGUUAGGAUACACUCAGACUUUAAAGCCAGGUAUCAAACUGACAUUGUCAACUUUGUUGGAUGGCAAGAACGUCAAUGCAGGGGGUCACAAACUUGGUCUAGGACUGGAAUUUGAAGCAUAAGGAAUGAUUUCACAAUUGCUAAUCUGAAAAUACAGCAUAGCUACCUUCAGAAAAUAGUGUACCUUUCAGUGUUUUGUCUGGGGUGCAAGUGUUGCUGCGUAUCUGUCCUGCUAGUCCUGGUUAAAGACAGCUAAGCUUUAAAAAUGAUGUUGUUAAAGAAGUGGAGACAAAAUCACAAAUAAAAAAUCUUAGCUUUUUUCCUUUAUGUAAUUGCUCAUCACACCUGUCAGCUGCCAUGUAAUAAGAAGGAAGGUGUUGAUUACCUCUACUAAUAUAUUGAUGGCACAAGGAAUGUGUUAAUGUGUUAUAAAACCUGGGAAUUGCAGACCGCUAUAUUCUGUACUGUUCAUUUUGUAAGCAAAAUGUUCUGACACCUAAGGUUUCAGUCAGUGAGGGAAUGUGCAAACUUGUCUGAAAAAGGGAUUUCAAAAUUUAUUUUUUUAGAUAAGUGUUUCAUCAAUGGUUUGUCUUACUUGGUUAUCCCACACCUACUGCUGUCUCCAGAAUGCUUUAGGUUGUCCACCCUGUCCAAGUCCUUGUGGAGGAGGUUUGAUGUGACUCAGCGAAUACUGCCUGUCCCAUGUUGUGGUUCCUUCCCCUUGCACUGAUGAAAAGCUUGUAAAAUGGACAUAACCAGGGAAGAGUCUUUGCAACUGCAAUCACAUAGUUGCAUCACUAAUUCUAAAACGGAGUUUUCUUUUAUUACCACUUUUUUUUAGCAACUAAAUGGGUACAUUUUUAGAGAGUCUUCCAUUUUGUGUGGAACUAGACCCCAAAAUGCUGUACUUGACACUACUAAAAAUGGAUAAAAAACCCAAACCUGACUUGAAUAAAAUAUUGAAAUGUCA
Messenger RNA from Hirundo rustica (Barn swallow), 1839 nucleotides. RefSeq names its product voltage dependent anion channel 1 (gene VDAC1). The record is from RefSeq and is a predicted model, not a curated record. NCBI's taxonomy places the organism in Eukaryota, Metazoa, Chordata, Aves, Passeriformes, Hirundinidae. Gene Ontology annotation, molecular function: voltage-gated monoatomic anion channel activity. Gene Ontology annotation, cellular component: mitochondrial outer membrane. Gene Ontology annotation, biological process: monoatomic anion transmembrane transport. The transcript has 9 exons. The coding region runs from base 140 to 991 and encodes 283 amino acids.